Molecule: messenger RNA, 3684 nt
Organism: Photinus pyralis (common eastern firefly)
Lineage: Eukaryota; Metazoa; Arthropoda; Insecta; Coleoptera; Lampyridae
Gene: FAM21
Product: WASH complex subunit 2
Exons: 9
Coding region: 54-3242 (1062 amino acids)
Source: RefSeq, a predicted model, not a curated record
UUAGGUUAUGUUAUGAUUUUCUCUUAACAACAAAAAAUAAUUAAUUUAUCUCAAUGUCUUCUGACACAGCGAAGCCUUGGCAGAGGCCUUGGAGUACGGAGGAAAUAACCAAAAACGCACCUAACUGGAGUUUAGCCGGAGAUGCGGGUUUAUUAAAGCACCUGGAAUCAUUUUCCGAGAAACUACUAUUGAAAGCCGAAGAAACGAACAAUAAUUUAAAUAAACUCUUGUCGGGCCUCGACAACGCGAGUCUUGCGCUGGACGAGGCGAAGAACGACUUUCGCACCCUGCGCAACACGCAAUUCAUCGAGAGUCGCGUUUACGAAGACGACGAGACCGUACCGCAGGAGGCGAAAACGCAAGACGACGAGGUCCACAAGCAGAGCAAAGAGGAGAAGGUUAGGGAGGUUAGGGAGGCAAUUUUGGGCGGGAUCGCCGUCGUCGAGAGGUACUUCGACAAGGUCGAGGUGCCCGGCAGCGAUUCGGAGGACGAAACCGACUUUACCAGUUUCGUCCUAAAACCGAAAGAUCCGUACGUCGAUCGUCCGUUACCGUUCGUGAUUGGCACGGACGAGUGGUACAAGAAGUGGCACGUCGGGCUGCUCGAUUCGUCAAGCGAGAGUGAAGAUGAGGAGGUCUCCGAGAAGUUUAGCGAUUCUGAUUCCGUCAGCGAAUCGUCUUAUAAUGCGAAUAAGGGGAGUGAAAUGGCGACCCAUGACCGACCAGUUGCAAAUUCCACGUUUAAUGAGAGUGUGAAACCCCCGCUCGAUUUGUUUGGGGAUAGUGACGGUGACAGUACGGAUGUAACCUCAGGUUAUGUAUCGACGGCGCAAAGAAAUUUCGCAAACGAACUGGCGGCGAAAUUGGGAAACUACGUCGAAGAGCCCGAGAUCAACAGAAAGCCGAUUAACGCGGUGGUCAACGUAAAGCCUUACGGUAAUCUGUUCUCCGAUGAACCCCCGCCGAUCGCGGACGACACCCAGAAGGGGCUGUUUUCUGGCGGCGCGGGCCUCUUCGACGAUUUAGCCGGCGGCGGAGACCUGUGGGACGAGGCACCUCCACCAAAUGUCGAAAAGUCGUCAUAUAAAAGUCUGUUUAGUGACGGCAACGAUCUGUUCAGUACUGCGGCGCCGCCCCCCAAAAACGCGACGGGUGAGCUGCACUCUAGAGGGCUAUUCGACGACGACGAUGACGAUCUCUUCAACGAAGCUUCCUCCAAAGCUCACCCAGCGCCAUACUUGCCACCCGCCAAGACCACCUCAAUGCCUUACUUCGCGGAUGAGCCUCCCGAAUUGCAACCCCCACCACCCGCAGAAGCCAAGGUCGGUGCUUCCCAGAAACCGUUCGGAGGCGUAAAACUGAUCGAUCAGUCCGAUUUGGAUCGGCUGAGGCGAGGCCGGCCGAGCUCCUCCGAAAGUUCGGACGAUAUCAAAAGCUCGCCCCCGCCACUGCCGAAGCUCGAGACCCCCAAAAAACCGAAGCAGCUGAGCUUGUUCGACGACGACGAGGAGGACGACGAACGCGCGCUCUUCGAAAAGGAUCUCUUCUCCACCAUAACUUCGUUCGAGGACAGCCUGACGAAAAUAACCGAUGCUCCACGAAGUAAGUCGAAACUCUUUGACGAGGGCGAUGACUUAUUCGCAACGCCCGUCGUUAAUGAGCCGAAGUAUCCGACUCCGGCCGAAAGUGACAGCGGGAACAUUCCUCCUUUGCCCAAUGUGUUUGACAGCAAUCCGUCGGAGUUGGAUUGGGACACGCAAUCUGACAACGUUUUUGAGGACGGAGGCCUAUUCGACAACGUACAAGAAAUCAGUAGCCAAAGGUCGGGGUUGUUUGAUAGUGAACCGCCCUCUCUUUUCUUUGAAUCCAGUGGAAUUGUUAGAGAUAUCAGCACCAGGGUAGGAAAUGACGAAUCGUUUAGUCCACACGCCACGUCCUCCCGCCGAUUCUCCACGGAUAUUUUCAGCGACCAACAGUCGAACGAUAGCUUUUUUGUGACGAAAAAUAAGUCGCAAUUCGAGCCACAUGUCCAAUCGAAUUUGGAGAUCAUCCCGGAGACCUCUUACACUCAGGACGGAGAUGUUAGCGAAUCGAAUCUCGAGAUUACUCCCAGCGGAGAAAUUGAUAGUCUUUAUACGGAAGCGACCGCUUCCGAAGGUGAUCAUGCCCAAAGCAAGGAGGAAGAGCCGGUAGGCGAGUCGGAUUCAAUUUUCGCAAAGCUUUCAGAUUCAUCCGGCAAAAUAAAGCACAACCUCAAAAUCAACGUCGGCGCGCUUCUUCCGGGGGCUUCCCCUCUGAAAAAGAAGCCGAAGCCUGCGGACGAAAGCGAUUUCGUUCAGCCCGACAGACUCCAAACCGCCGCCUCCGAAGUGCUGCCCAGUAUAACGAAGGAUCGCGCGCGAAUAUCGAUCAAGCGGAGACCGUCGACGAGAAAAGGGCGGCAAGAAUCGUUACGCAAUUCCGUGCCCGAUUUUAGCAUACUGUCAGACGAUCAGACAUCGAAGGUUGCCGAUGAGCCGUCGAAAAUCGCCGAAGUCGCGCCGAGGAUCGCCGAUACGAAACCGAAAAUCGCCGAUGACAAACCGAAGAUCGCCGAUGACAAACCGAAAAUCGCCGAUGAUAAACCGAAGAUCGCCGAUGACAAACCGAAGAUCGCCGAUGACAAACCGAAGAUCGCCGAUGACAAACCGAAAAUCGCCGAUGAUAAACCGAAGAUCGCCGAUGACAAACCGAAGAUCGCCGAUGACAAACCGAAGAUCGCCGACUCGGUCCCGCAGUCGGAGUUCAUCGAUAUCUUCGAAGAGAACGCGCGAAAAACAUUCGACGACGAUUUUGAAGACUCGCCCGAAAAGACUGAUAGUAAUAUAAGCGUCGUAAGAAAAGUUACGAGCGUCGUCGAGGCGAGCGACGAACCAAAGCAGCCUCACGUCAGCUCCAAUAAUUUCGAAUCGGAGGAGCACAAACAGCUCGGCCUUUUUGACGACGACGACGACGAGCUCGACGAUAUUUUCAGUUCGAACAAGUUGCCUCCCAAGUCGAAUAUUUUGAAAGAGUCUCUGUUCGAUGAUGAUGACUUGGGCGACGACGACGAUAUAUUCGGAUUAUCGUUUAAAAAAACUGCCAAAAGUAAAGGCGACGUCAAAUCAUCGUCGGACAGGAGGGUGGCGAAAACGGCGCAAGUGAAGAAAUUGGAAAACUCGAAAGUGGUCGACGAUCCCCUGAGCUCAUUUCUCGACUUUUAAAUCGCGCGCAUUUUACAAGUUGCGCGUGCAUGAUUUCUAUAAUCGAAGAAUCUUUUUUUUUGUAUAUUGUGUAAGAUAAUAAAUAUUUUGUUAAUCAUUUGUUUAGCAUUCACUGGAUUUGCGACUCUGUCAAGGACGGGCGAAGGGAGACAUUUAGAGGCAGAUGAGAGCUCUGGCCAAUUUUCAGAAGAAUUUUUAGUACUUUAAGGCCCUUUCUAGGCCCUUCUGGUGAUUUUUAGCCUCGCCUCGAACUGAAAAGAGCGUAGAAGGAUCUCGCCAGUUCUGGAAAUAGUCCAAACAGUGCCUAAAGUAAAGGUAAUCAUGAUUUUUUCUUAAAAUUCUCGCCUUUUUUAGGCUUUUUUUGAAAUUCUGUAGAAAUUUGUCUAUGUAGUGGUCUGGAAAUUCAUUUCGGAUCCUUCUGAUGGUCUCAAAAAUUCUAUCG